Molecule: messenger RNA, 6059 nt
Organism: Oryctolagus cuniculus (rabbit)
Lineage: Eukaryota; Metazoa; Chordata; Mammalia; Lagomorpha; Leporidae
Source: RefSeq, a predicted model, not a curated record
UGAGAGAGAGAGACAGAGAGAAAGCUCUUCCUUUUUCUGUUGGUUCACCCCCCAAUGGCUGCUGAGGCCUGUGCGCUGUGGCCGGUGCACCGCGCUGAUCCAUAGCCAGGAGCCAGGUGCUUCUCCUGGUCUCCCUUGUGGGUGCAGGGCCCAAGCACUUGGGCCAUCCUCCACUGCACUCCCUGGCCACAGCAGAGAGCUGGAAUGGAAGAGGAGCAACCGGGACAGAAUCCGGUGCCCUGACCAGGACUAGAACCUGGUGUGCCGGCGCCGCAGGCGGAGGAUUAGCCUAUUGAGCCACAGCGCCGGCCUAAAUAAAUAAUCUUUUAAAAAAACACUUUAAAUCAUAAUCUCUAAGCACUAUAUUUGUACUUUUGGGAGACACAUAUUAAUUGAAGCCAAGUUUUAAAAUGCAUUAAUAUGGAAAUUGCCUUGCAACCAUAGCUCCAUGCAACACUGCAGGGGGAAAGAAUGAAGAGUUUUUGCUAAAUAAUUAUGUCACACACUCGUUUUGCAAAUUUAUUGAGCUCCUAUUAUGUGCCUAGCAUAUUGCCAAGGCUAUUCUUUUUAUCUAUCUACCUACCUACCUACCCACCCACCUACCUACCUACCUACCUAUCUAUGGGCAGAGACAAAGAGGAGAGCUCCCAUCUGCUGGUCCACUCCCUAAAUGCCUGCAAUGGGAACUGAAGCCAGGAGCUGGGGAUUCAGUCCAGGCUCCCACAUGGGUGGAGGGAAUCCAACUGUUUGCACCAUGACGGUUGCCUCCCGGGAUUGGCAUUAGCAGGAAGCUGAAAUCAGGAGCCAGAGCCAGGAGUUGAACCCAGACACUCUGAUAUGGGAAUGGGUAUCUCAACUGGCAUCUUUUUUUUUUUUUUAAAGAUUUAUUUAUUUAUUUGAAAGGCAGAGUUACAGAGAGGAAGGGAGGAAGAGUGAGAGUGAGAGAGAGAUCUUCCUUCCACUGGUUCACUCCCCAAAUGGGCUGAUCUGAAGCCAGGAGCAAGGAGCUUCUUCUGGGUCUCCCAUAUGGGUGCAGGGGCCCAAGGACUUGGGCCAUCUUCUACUGCUUUCCCAGGCCAUAGCACAGAGCUGGAUCAGAAGUGGAGCAGCUGGGACUCGAACUGGCACCCAUAUGGAAGCUAGCAUUACAGGCUGCAGCUUUACCCACUAUGCCACAGCGCUGGCCUCUCAACUAGCAUCUUAACUACUAGGUCAGAUUCCCACUCCAUACCACAUUUCACAAAGCAAUGUAGCAUGAGAUUAUGAAACAUUUUUUGGAUCAAUUGAAUAAUUUGUCUCUUAGAUAUAGGCAACUGAAGAAUUUCCCCCUGAAUAUUUAUAAUAAACAAUAUAUCAUAUUAGCAGGAAAUUGUUCUGAUAGAGGCAGUAAAACGGAAUUGAAAGCAUUAUUUACAAAUCAAUUAUGCCAUUUAAUUUGACCAAAUGUGAGUCCAGCAUAGCCCCUGAACUCCUCUCAUAAUCACACAUUCUGCUUUACAUUUGUUUCAAAAGAAUUUGAUAUUUUGAGUCUGCAUGCUAAGAGGUGACAGGAAAUGGAAGUUGAGAUCAUUGUGCUUAUCCUGAGCAUUUUGGAAAUCAAGGAGAGACUGAAUGUUACUAUUGUGUAUACAGCCCAUGGAUCAGAGGGAGUAUGUGUUGCAAAAUAGGCAGCAAAAUUUGGACAGAAUCCUUGCCAACAAGUUCCAAAUAACCAAUAGGUAAUAUCUAUGGGUGGUGUCUUUGAUGCCAAAAGCCUGUAUUUUCCUCUCUGGGAAUUUGACAUGCAGAUAAGGACAAAUUGUUCAGUUGAUCCCACUGUACUGUAUGAUUUUAUCUCAAGUCCUCUGACUACUAAUAUAGUCUUAUAAUUUGGUGUUUGUUGUUGUUGUUAGAAAGAAUGUAAGCAACACUUUUCUUUUUUUCCAUAGUAUUUGGAAAAGCAAUCCAAGCUCUAUCACGAAUUAGUGACUACCUGUGGCUUGACCCAUCUGAAAAAGGUGUAAGUAAGAAAGUUAAGUAAAAGACGAUGCAUUAAGCCAAGAGGAGAUUAAAGAUCCCAGUCCAGCUUGCUCUAAGAACUCUGAAUUCUUCUGAGUCAUCAUAUGGUUCUGUCCUGUUCUCACCUGUGUUUUUCCAACAUUAUCAGUGGUCUCCAGUGAAAAUGAAUGAUAAUGGCACAGCAUUGCAUUUAAAUUGCAAAUUGGGAAUGAAGUCAAUUCUGCCCAUCUUUAGAUAUCCGAACUCUCUUGAAAGAAAUGUAGAAAAGUGCAAAAUAUUCACCAGAUCUGAUAAAUGCAAAGUAGUUAUUCAGUUCUUCUGCAGACAUGGUAUUAAAAGAACGCAUAACGUGCAUUUUCAAGAAAGUAUGCCUGUGCAAGUUAUUUUUGAAAAGAAUAUGUGUACUAAUACACUAAUGAUUCAACCAAGAUUGCUUGCCGAGGCAAUUGUUCUUUUUACACCGAGUCAAGAGGAAGUUACUCUGGCAGUUACUCCGCUGAAUUUUUGCCUGAAGAGUCCUCAUGAGGAAUCAAUGGAUUUGACCAACUCUGUGUACAGUGAGAUGUUUGUUGGCCCAGAUGAGUUUGACUUCUUUCAGAUUGGAGUGGAUACGGAAAUAACAUUUUGCAUCAAAGAAUUGAAGGGGAUGCUGAUAUUUUCAGAAGCUACACAUGCUCCUAUAUCCAUUCAUUUUGAUUUUCCUGGGAAACCCAUGGCUUUAAGUCUCGAUGAUAUGUUAUUGGAAGCAAACUUUAUUCUGGCUACGUUGGAUGACGGUCCCAGCAGGGCAUCCUCGCCACAGUCAUCACUGUGUCUUUCACAGACAGGAGGCAGGUCAGAUCUGAUACAGUCAAACUCCGAGGCCAGUAAAAAUGUAACCAGCCAGGUCUCAGAGAAUAUCUCAAGAAUAGCAACCGAAAAAUUUCAUCCCCAUGUGACUUGCACACACAUCUCUACGUUGGAAAACCGUGGUAGCCCUGUCAUGACAGGGGUGAACGCAGACAUCAGUGAAGUUCCAGAGAGCAUUGUCAGUGACACAGAAGAAGGGCCAGGCUGUUCACACCUCAGGAAGUUCUCCUGCAUGUUCUUUGGAGCCCUUUCCUCUGACCAGCCAGAACACAUCAGUCACCCUCUGGACAACGUGGCAACAGCCAGCGACAGCGAAGAGGACACACAAAAUGGCAGUUCCUUCUUAUUCUAAAGCGAUGGAAGCUAAGCCAGCCCCGCCGUCACUGGCCCGCGGGCGCCUCCGCAGUGUCUAAGACCUUGGCCUGGACUUCUGGAGACGGAUCCACGACAGCAUCUGGUACAAGCUUCCCCACAAAGCCGCAUGUCAAGGGGACGCGCUUUGCUUUGCCGCCAUCACGCUACCUGGGAGGCGUGGCUGCUUUCUGUGUGGACAAAAAGCCCAGAGUUCAAGCCCCACCGGGAGCUGCCGGUCACCUGUCUUUUGUAUUUGACUGCAAGCAUUCAGGUUUGGGCGCUGUGGUGUUUUCCUUUUGAACAUUGUUCCUUAUAGUCUGAGACUUUAAGUAAAAUAACCUGCGCGCGGGGGGGGGGGGGCGGUGUCUAAAAAAAAAAAAGUCUCUCCCUCACUUUGCAGUCUUUCUCUGUAUUGUAAAAUUUUGAUCGCAGCCUAAUUGUUCUGACUUACCAGAUGUGAUUUUUUAAAUCUUCGGUGUGAAUUUUUUUGUUUUUAUUUAUUUACUUACUUUAUAGAAAGCUUUUAUUUAAUAAGUAUAAACUUCCUAAGUACAGCUUCUGGAUUAUAGCAGUUUCGGUGUGAAUUUGACGCAAGUGAGGCCAACACUUCCGUGUCAUGCGACACCAGACAGCGACCUCCUCCUGCCAGGAGAGUUUGGGAACGGAGCAGAGCGAGUGGCAGGCGAGGUCUGUCCUUUGUCUCAGCUUCUCACCUGCACAGACUACAAAACAGUUAUGUAACAGGCUACGGUGUGCCUCCCCCUCCCCCAGGCCUGUUUACAGUCAGCUGUAACCCGACAGCCGAGACUUACUAACGUCUCACUGUUAAGUCUUUGUGAAAGCAGCAAACCGUCAGGAAGUGGCAAACGACUGGACUUCACUCUGCAAAAUUCCUAAGGCGGCUGAUUGGAUCGGUACGCUUUAGGGCUGAAACAGAACGAAUCUGGCUCUUGGAGCUUAGUAAUGAGUCAUAGCUACCCACAAUAAUCUAAUAAAAACGCAAGUUCAUCCCAAGAUGUUCCUCAGUGAAUGGAAAUGGGCUUUCACCAAGCUCUGUGUGGAAACUGGCAAGGCCCACGUAAUUUCAGUGACGCCCUCCACACGGUAGGCUGCAGCCUGCUGUAGCUUACUCCUACGACGGAUCACGGACGCAGGUGACUCCACGGAGAACUUGCGGGCACCAGAGUGCCUCAGUGGAUCUUAAUGAGGACGAAGUUUUUGGUUUGCUCAUCAAGUUGUGGGGUUUAAGUGGUGAAGGCACAGCUGGGAUACAGAGGCCCUGUUCCGUAUGCACUGUGGACUUCAGAGCUUGGACACCAAAUGCGAAAUUCACAGAGACCGCACUUUCGGGGGGCAGCUUUACUCUAAACCAUUUCAAAGGUGUAGAUCCUGGAAAGCCUAGGUGAUUUAUAUUCAGUCCCCAGCCAUUUUGAUGCAUGGAAGAAAUGGGCCGGGGGAAAAGAGCCACAGUGGCUCAAGUGGGAAAGCUGGACGGGAGCAGCUGGGAAGUGCGGUCACCACGAGCCCCAGAGUCCUUGAGACCACCGGGCGCAAUGGCAAGGCCUGUGUCUUGGCCACUGUUCAAACCAAAAGAAGUACACAGAUUAGUAUAAAUACUAUUAUUUAUUAAAUAUCUUUACAGUUUAUUUAAAUGUAUUUACAGAACUAUUCCUGCAUAAGUUAUAAUAUUUCAGACAUCCAAUUCAGGUAAUUGCCUCUUGGGUAAGACAAGUAAUGAUAGUCUCAACAGAAAAAAGCAGCUCAUUAGUACACAGACUCCAACUGGCUUCAUUAUUUAGCCAUCUUUGCCACAAACUACCUGCUACGUUAAAAUGUUGACAUGGACACUCUUGAGAAGUUGAAUUUUGCAAAUAUUUUUACAAAUUGAAUCCAAAUACUUUCUGCUUCUAUGCUUUGUUUUAUUUUUUAUGCUUUGUUUUCUAAGCAGAUUUGUUUGGAAUCUGUAAAACUUGUUAAGUGCAAAAACGUGAUACAGUUUCCAGAGAAACUGAAUGCCGUGGCUUCCACCAAAGAUAGCUGGUAUAAGGUGUCAAGGAACCUUGAACUCAUCCAAAAGUACAGACAUUUACAGUUCCAGCCAGUCCUGUUCACAGUCUCCAAAACCACUCCAAACUUCUCCCCUCCUGCGGUGUUCCUUGGUGUGGCGGGCUGGUGGCACUGAGUGAUUCCCGUCCCGCGGCCGCUGACGGGCGACGGCACACUGCCAUCACGCAAGGCUUGAAAUUUGAGUUUCUAAUCUAGACAGAGCCCAGCCCCCAGACAUGCACACCUGGAAUGGAUUCUUUGUGAUUGAGUACCCAUCAACCAUGUCAAGUGAGUCCAGUAAUCAGGACAAAUCGCUUGUUUUCCCCUUCAUUUCUUCUCUCCGUUUUUAAGAGCCUAGGGACUCUACUUCAUCUCCAUUUGGUAAAUUUUGUUUUUGUGCGCAGGCAGCUUAAGUUCAUAGGAAGAAAUAAGGUUCUGAUAUGUUUAGAGUGCACAUUUUAAAACAGAACAAAAUAAAAAUUUCAAGCAUGUGAUAAAAAUAUUGAUUUUUUUAUAAUACAGUAUUGCUUUAUAAAUAUAGAUGGAAAAGCUAUAAACUUUACUGGUCUUUGGUGCAUCCAGAGGGAUAGAUAAUUUGCCAUUUGUAAAUUAGAAAUCCAGAUUUUCUCUUUUGUUAUAAAAGUCCAUUAUGUGAGGCAAAUGUGUGUGUUUACACUGCUUGCUUGAAAACACAAUUGACACACACACUGAGUUCAGAAUCACAGCCGCCAAGUGGUGUAGCUCUGUCACGCCGUGGAAGCUUGGGUCUGUGACCUGGGAAAAUUCUGUGGGUCCCACAUAGCCUCUGGCCA